Messenger RNA from Rhipicephalus sanguineus (brown dog tick), 3146 nucleotides. RefSeq lists its product as uncharacterized. The record is from RefSeq and is a predicted model, not a curated record. The coding region runs from base 199 to 2067 and encodes 622 amino acids. The transcript is spliced from 17 exons. Lineage: Eukaryota; Metazoa; Arthropoda; Arachnida; Ixodida; Ixodidae.
GCGAGACGUCAACAACUGCGUGUGGCUGGCCGAUCAGAUGUUCGGCGAUGGUGCAGGGGUGGCGAAAGUUUAAAAGUUAUCCCUGCUCGAACUCCCGAAUGGACGAAGAACGUAGGCAGCGCUAGCCAACUGCACCGACACCACAAUACCGGCGAGGCAGGCCCACAUGAUUGCGCGCCUGGGUAGAACACCAGAGCUAUGGAUAUCGGGGAGAAAUUUCGAAGGGUCAAACGACUCUGCGAUGGCUACCUGUCGCAUGCUCAUUACCACCCGAAACUCGUGCUUAAGAGAUCUAGAAAAAUGUUGUUGCUUGUUAUGAUGGCCCUUGCAUUGGUCCUGUACAUCGGGCCUUCCCUGUUUCGAUGGGUGAGGCGAAAGACACCCAUCAUGAUUGAUCCGAGCAUUGGAUGUGUGGCACUGAAUGUUGACCCAUUCCUGCGAGAUGUCGGGGAGUUUGAUGCCAGUUUAUAUCGCAGCUACGAGAGCUCUACUGACAAGCGACUUCUCUCAUUCGUCGGCAAUGGAAAAAUAGGCUUUUCCGUUGACGAUGACAACACCCUGUUCAUUUUCAACAACAGGACUUUGUCCCUUGCCUUGCCGUUUCAUCCUGGUGUUGAAAUCACGUACCCGCAAGCCUCCCACCAAGAAGGCAACGUGGUACACUUUGUAAAAGGCACUGUCUUUAGGUAUCAGUGUUUCAACAAGAGGAGAAAAACGAUCAGUGUCAGUCACACCUACUAUGCCCAUCGAACAAUACCGUCCUUACUUGUACAAACUGUCAAGAUUGUCAACCCUCUGUCGGAUCCAAUCACAUUUGGCAUCGAGCAGAAGGGUUCUACCACUGAGAACCUGCAGGCAAAGCCUCUUGGGAUCAAGGAUCGUUACGGCCAGGAAAACAUAAUCUGGCAUGGCAAGGUCUCGCCAGGUGUGAGCAAGGACACCGUCAUUGCCUUUGCACUUGUCACUCCGAAGUUGCCAAACACAGUUACAGUUGAACCAAAGAGUUCCACAGUGCUUAAGGUACAGACCCUGGUGGAUUACUCUCUGCCUGUAAAGUCAAAGGACUAUCCAUCUGCAGUCUCACAGCUUCAGUCUUUUCUUAGGGAGGAAAUGCAGAGAGUCGUAAGCAUCGAAAGCCAUAUUCUGCGCAACAUGCAUGUCGAUGCAUGGAGCCAGUUGUGGAGCACGGGCUUUGGCAUUAGCCAAUCCAAAGCAUACGGCGCACUCAACGGGGACGUCAUCAACGGCACCAUCUACUACAUACUAUCCCACCAGCGUGCCUUGGCCUCCGAGUGGAACACUGGCCCUGCGGAACACCGGGAGCUGCAAGCACUCCUUGCCUACCCGGAACACUGCUACGGUGGCCACCACACCCUGCAAGCCUCAACCCUAUGGGCUGACCUGACGAGCCUGUCUUCAGUUACAAACGCAGUAAACUUGUGGAUGCUGACACUGGAGAAUCAGGGAUGUUCGAAACUUAUUAAAACAGGUGCGGAAGGCGUGCUGCAAGCCGUGGUAUUGAGCCUAGGUGCCUUCCUGUUCAAGGACAGCCACCUAGAGCUCAACACACAGCCGAAAGACCUUCACCGAGAACUCUUCUUUCGCCGCAUCAGCUACGGCAACGCCACGCACCUCAAUGUGAGCGUCGUCCUGGGCGAUGACAACAAGGCCCUCCUGCAGGUUUGGCUCGACCGGAGCGACCGUGACUAUUACGCGUGUGACGGUGGAUGCCUUGACCCGCCAGUGAAGCUCGACUUCAAGGCAAAGCAAUUCCCGGUGAAAGUGACGGAGCCCGUGACGGCUGUUCUGUACAUUACCUCAGACCUGGAGCACAUGAAGGAGCUCAGUCAGACCAUACACGUCAAAGAGGUGGUGGAAGCGCCGGCGCACGAGCACCACGUCAUUGCAUUACAUCGGCACGGCCAUCAACUCGGCGGCCUGCCAGCUCUCUUCUGGGUGUCCAUCACUUUUCUAAUCGUCGUCUUUCACCUGUUCCUGGCCAAGCUCAUCUAUAACGAAUACUGCGGCUCUUCACAAGAGAAGACAAGGGGACGUUAUGUGGUGUGACGCAGUGUGCCGUUGAGAACACGUGGACCAGUGCUUCAAGCGUCAAGUGGGUGAGAGAGCCUCGCGAGUGAAAGACAGCUUUGACGGUGCAGAAGCCGUCACAUGUGGACGUGAUGAACGUCUGUGUGCCUAACGUCUCACUUGGCGUCAGUCUAGCCAAGUUGUAAAGUGCAUUCUCCUGCAAGCUUCACGAACCAGUGUUUUUUCAUCACCGACACUGUCACUUUACUGGUUGAACCAAAGUGGCCUGUUUUCACCUCCGGUGUUAAGUGUGUACAUAGUAUGUCUAGAUGCUUCGCGUACAGACGCAGCGAUGCAUCUUCUGGUGCCGUAUUCGAUGUCGGCUCCAGAGGUGUGUUUAUCGUUAUUAUGAUUAUUAUUAAUAUUUGCUUGUCCUGAUAUAGCUCUCUUUGAAAGAAUUGGGAGAUAAAAGUGCUAAUCUUUACUUUUGCUUGUGAUAACUGCUUGUCAUUUGACCCUGUAUUGUCGUGGCUGUUUGGUGUCAGGGCGAACGGAUUUUACGUGUUGCUUAAAUUCAAGCUUUUGGGGAAGAAGUCUCGUUGAGGUUAAAGAUAUUGUGAGCUCUGAUAAUCAGAUUUAAAAACUAUAUUCGAAGGUGCAGUAUUUGCACAAAACGGUUUGAAUGAAGGUGCUAAGCGUGGAAGUUUGGUUUGGUUAAUGCAAAUAAAUAACCUGUAUUUAGUGUCCUAAUAAGGUGCAAGAAAAUGUUUUUGGAGUUUUGCAUCUGGCAGUGCAAUGUAAUGUAUUGUGAAUUUAUUGUAUUUAUUGUCUUUAUGUGUGGUUCUGGUGAGCUUGACACCAAUCAUGUUAUGCAAAGUAGACCAUUCUUCUUUUUUUUAAUUUCUGGCUCGUACUAGUUUUGUUGUACAUGACCAGUUUUGAAUACAUGCUGUGUACAAAACGUAUGCUAAGUAGUGUAUAAAGGAUUUCACUUCCACUUUUGCAACUGCUCCCGACAACUUUGAUACUGUGGUGCAAUAAAGCAAAAGUGGCAUUACAUGAAUGUAAAUAAGGUCGGGGUUGUCCCGUGUGAGGGUUCAAUAAAUUGACUCAAGGUG